CUUCGCAAAAUCGUCUCGCUUAUUCGAAAGAAUUGCCACAGCCGUUAUUUUUUCUGGGGUGCGAAUCAAAAAGCCAGACUGGGUGAGAGAGCGCAGAACGUAUUGCUGAUAGAGUGAUUGAAGACGGAAAAGCCACCUUUUCACAACUUUGAAACAAGUUAACACUGACAACAAUGGCGGAAGAACAGAUUCUUGAAGUAGCUGCUGCUGUGGGCGAGGAAUCCCCGGCUCCGGUCGAAGAAGUGCCGACUGCAGUGGAGGAGACGCCGGCUGCAGCGGAGGUGGAAGCUGCACCUGCAGAGGAAGCUGCAGUGAAGACAGAUGCGGCACAGGAGGUAGCUGCUGUGGAAGAGGCACCGGCGGUUGAAGAGGCAGAGGCUGUGGCGGAAGUCGAGCAGGUUGCUGAAGAGCCAGCUGUUGCUGAAACAGAAGAAGCUGCCGCAGAGGAGGCUCCCGCCGCUGAGGAGGUCGCUGCACCAGAGGAGGUGCCAGCGGAGGCAGCAGUCGAAGAGGAAGCGGCGGCCGCCGCCGAGGCAGCAGAAGAGGCAGAAACGCAUGUCGUUGAAGGCGAGCCUGCUGCGGUUCCCGAGGCGGGGGAAGUCGUGGAAGCCGUUGCGGAGGCGGUUGCCGAGGAGCCGGUAGAGCACGCGGCUGACCCGGUCGUCGAAAGCGUCGUGGUUCCGCAGGAGGACGCGUUGCUCCACACGAUUGCCGAGGAAGAAACGAAGGACAUCUUCGAUGAGGUCGACGUCCUCCGUACCGACUUAACGGAGAUCCCGGUGGAAACCGAGCUGGACGAAGCGGAGUCCAAAUAUCCAGGAAAAAACACCCAUCCACAUCCAAUUUGUCAUGCAAAACAAACAUAAAAUUCUGUGUUUGUCAUGCAAAAAAUCGAUGUGGAUGGGUUUUUUUUCUGUGGAUACCAAAGUGCACCGCCACGUCGCCAUCGAAGAGGAGCACCAGGUCGCGGCGCACGGGAGCACCAGCACGUCUUUGGAAACGCAGAAGGUGGACCAGGCGUCUACUCUAGCGAAGACCCCGACGAAGAAGAAAGCCUCCACCACGCAUGGCUCCACCUCGAUGUCCGGGUCCUUGUCCCCGUCGAAGCACCGUAUCGCAAGGAAAAAUUUCCCCUCCCCAUAUUGAAGCGGUAGGUUUUCGAAAAAUUGUGUUGCUGAUUUGAGGUCACAAAUCACGUUUGUGUUGCAAGAAGACAAGGGCAGCAGCUUCCGUCCCAUUAUGGAGGCGGUUUGUCAUGCUGUUGAGCCAACACCACGGACGCUUUUCAUGCUAAGCGCCUAAGUCAAAGCCUCUCUACUCAGGCUUGGUAUGGGUCUGCAGUCCUCUCCAGCAAGACAAAUGCGAUUUGUGUACUCAAAUACAGCAACACAAACUUCGCUUUCGAUAUGGGGAGGGGGGAUUUUUCCUCUCAAUACACCGCGCGGCGUCCUUGCUUUCGCACAACACGAAGAGCCUGCCGCCGCUGCGGAAACUACUGCACGAGUGGAGCUACCUCGAGCACCCGGAGCCGGAGGCGCGCGUCUCCAAGCCCCCGAUCGAGAAGCCCACUAACGGACCUGCGAUCGAAAGCAUGAUGUCGUUCAUGACGCUGGUGCAGGACAUGUGCAAGCCGCUCGAAGACUACGAUUUGGACAAUUUGCAGCUGCUGGACGAACCGUCCACCCUGCUCGGCGAGCCGUCGACCACGACGCUGGAGGGCGCGGCGACCAGUCUGUCCAUGGAACAUCACAGCAUCGACGAAGUAACUCCUGCUGCUGCCACCAACCUGCACGAGUCCUCGAUCAUCACGCUCGGGGACAAUCAGGAAUCCUCGAUUGACGCCGCCAGCAUGAUUCUGCAGCGCGAUUUGUCGCGUGUGUCCGCGCCGUCUGGUGCGGUAAACCCGUAUCUGUUGUUGGACAACGACCCGAACGCGCGCAUGCUGCCGAGACCCGAAGGCGUGGAGGUGGUUGACGAGAGCAAGAAGAUCGACCCGAAGCUGGUCGAGCAGGGGCUGGUUUCGGAGGAUUACACGGCCGAGUGGGCGAAGAUGACCGCGAAAGUGUACAGCGAAAAGUCUCAGUCCUGGAUGGACGACAACUGUCUGAUGACCGCCGCGGCGUGGAAGGUGCAGUCCACGGAGCAGCAGCGCGCGUACUUGGAAGGCAUGGCGGACUGUCUGUCCGCGAUUUCCAAGGGUCGGGUGAAGAUCUUUGAGAAUCCAACGCACGUCGAAUUAGCGCAGCAGAUGCGGCCGGCCGGAAACGCAAUGGACCAUCUGGCGCAGGCGAUCCUGAUGAUGCAGCGCCUAUACCUGCGAGGGUAGGGAUUUUUUUUCCUGGUUCGGAUGCUGACCUCCUGUCUUUAGAACAGUGCUGUUCAAUGAGCAGAAAAAUUAAUUUCGCGAAACAAUUACUUUGAAGAUAUCGGCUGUCGAAAACAGCAUCGACAUCGAGCGCCGGGGACAUUAGUGGGCCAGGUCAUUUCUUUGCCACGUCUUGUGUAUGGCCAUGGUAUCUCGGGAAAUCAGGUUAUAUUUGCAUCUCGUGGUGGGCCACCUUGUUUAGGCCCAAACCCAAUAUCGAGCACAGCAACAAGCGCCGAGGAUGCCAAGCAGACAGGUUUGCGCGGCAAAUGUGACUGUCUUUCCCCAAUGUCGAGCGUGGCGCCUGGCGCUGUGAAUGCUAAUCAGAUAGUUUUGCGCAGCAGCUUAGGAACUUUGUUUCCCAAUGAAUGUCGAGCAUAGCGUCUGCGCCGUGAAUGCUAAUCACACAGUUUUGCCCGGUUUUUCGCGCGCUAACUUUGAUCUGAAUUAGGUCCAAUGUCGAGUGUACCGCAGGGCUUCGUACAUGCUAAUCAGACAGUUUUGCGCGGCAGCUCAGGAAUUUUUUUGCCCAAUAUCGAGCACAGCGGCGGGCGCCGUCAAUGCUAGUCAGACAACUUUGUGCGGUCUUUUCCGCGGGGGCCUUGAACUAAAGUAGUUCCAUUGUCGACCAUUACACCGUCGGGCCGCGGGGAUGCUCAUCAGACAGAUGAAUGUCCCAUGCCCCGUGGAUGUAAUUUAUGACUGCGUCAGACGCCUCAUACGCCUACGAAUUGUCCAGGUAUGCCGUGGACGGUGUGGAUUACCAAUUCCGGCUCCGCAGCAAGUACAUCCCGGAUCCCUUCGCGGCAAAGCAACCCACCAAGACGUACGGACGGGAGAAACGAGACUUCCGUUCGGAAAGGAUCAAAGCGGAAAUUGCGAAAAAGGAGGAACGCAUGCAGCAGCACCUCUCUGCGAAGAAGAAACAAGCUAGUUCCAAGCAGGGCGCUCCGGACAUGACUGAUUCGGCCGCUACCACGACGAGAAAAUUGCCAGCGCUCCAGUCACCGAAGAAGCCGAAGGAGAAGCGGAACGCGUUUCUGGCGGAGAUGGAGCGCCGCUCGUUCGUCCCAGUGCACGUGACCCCACAGGACUUGAAGAAGCGCAGAAGGCAGGCGUUUCUGGAGGACAGCCACUUGUCCGAGGAGGCUCGGUACGACAUGAGCACUAACCACAACAGCGUGCAGCGGAAGGAACUUUCCUUCGAGCCAUUGUACGUGGCCGUGCGAUCCGGAGAAUCCGUCGAGCAGGUGCGGGAGCUGGUGGCGCUGCAAAACCCGCUGCAGGCGCGGGCCAGUCAGGAGGAGGAAGAAGAGGAGAACAACCGACAGAGUGGUGGCAAGUCGCGCAGGGGGGCAAAGAAAAAACUCAAGGAUCUGUUCUCCGGUUUCGCCAGUUUGGAAGACUACAAGACACCGGAGAUGCAGGUACUUCCAAGAGAGUAAUUGAUGGAUUUCUACAUACCUUUUUUUCGACGGCACAAAUUGAUUGAAAAACUCAUCACCCUUCCCCCUAUCCGUAUCCUCAAACUACCACAGGAAUACCAGAGUUAUCCGACCCAAAUGGUCCGCUACGCAGAGUGGGUGUUUCAGGAAUUCGGUUCUCCCGAUCGUGCUCUCCGCGCUCUGGAUAUGAACGGAAACGGAAUCUUGUCGCUGCCCGAGUUCUUGAUCGCCAUGAAGAAGCGGAUGCCGCUGCCCUUCGAAGUGGACCUGAAACUGAUCUUCAACCAGUUGGACAUCCAGCGGAAGGGACUGAUCAGUAUUGAUUUGUCGUUUUUGUUGUAGGCGUGAGUGAGUCUGAGUCCUCGCAUGCGAGACAACUUUGCUGUUUCACUUUCGCGCAUCUGAAAUUUCAAAAACUCACAGUGCCGUCGGAUGUUUUGGUCCUGACCCGCAUCAUGGAGCUGCGGGAGAAGAUCGAGCACGAUGUGAAGACGGGGCAAGUCGAAAAGAUGCUCUUGCAAGAGCGGGAAGACUUCGUGUCCCCGUUCCGCGCGAAAGUGCACCGGGCGAGGAACGCCAUUCAGCUGCAGCACUCGCAGUUCAUGUCCAAUCCGGCGACGCAGAAGUGAGAGGUGCGAAAAUGGUAAGUGCUUGGGUUUGUAUGUAUUUCGUAACACUAAUUUUCGCUUCAAAGCACUAAUUUUCGCUUCGAGUAUGUACCGGUGCGAUUUCAAACAAAACAUUACUAUAUUCAGUUUUCAGCAAAUUCAACCGGGCGGAGAUGAAUCGUUUGAUGAGAAGUAAUACGCGUUCGUAUACUAGCUCCAGAAAAAAGUUGACGUAUCAGACAAACUAAGUAAACCAAAAUUUUAGUAGUAGCAGGAUCGAUUCAGCAGAACUUGACAAACUCUACCUUAACUUUUCAGAUUCAGAAACUGUAUUUAUCGUUGGCACAAAUCAGCAAACGCAAGAAGCAAAUCUUUCAGAAAAUCUUUUCAACCAAACGCAUGUACAAUAAUUUUGUUUUUAGUUUUUACUUUACGCAAUUUUGCGGGCGCGAUCUCGAGAGGAAUUCUAAGAAACUUCAACUCUCUCAGAUGAACUUGUGUACAAAAUUUUAACCGGGAAUAGAGAAAUGAAAAACAUGUUUGCGAU
Molecule: messenger RNA, 4965 nt
Organism: Amoebophrya sp. A120
Lineage: Eukaryota; Dinophyceae; Syndiniales; Amoebophryaceae
Source: the annotation of a GenBank genome assembly